AUGAGCGUGGAGGUUGUGUACGUUCAGGUGGUUCGUCGGAACUUGGGGAUCACUUUAAUUGUCUUCUAUGAAAGUACCGGGCUUUUCAAUCCGAUUUCGACAUUCUUACGACUUUUGUUGCCAGGGUUGCGACGUUCUCGGCGGAUUGUCAAGUCAUUCGCUUAA
Plasmopara halstedii is the source of this 165-nucleotide messenger RNA. RefSeq lists its product as uncharacterized. The coding region runs from base 1 to 165 and encodes 54 amino acids. The record is from RefSeq and is a predicted model, not a curated record. NCBI's taxonomy places the organism in Eukaryota, Oomycota, Peronosporomycetes, Peronosporales, Peronosporaceae. The transcript has 2 exons.